GAUGGAUUCACCAGUUGUCAUCUUUGGACUGGUGUUACUGGGCCUAGCGUCAGCAGAGAUGAACCGUGUUUGCUACUACAGCAGCUGGGCCAAGUACCGUACAGGACCACCAUUCUCCCCAGAUUCCCUCAACGCCUCCCUCUGCACACACAUCGUAUAUGCCUAUGCUGGAUUAAGGGACAAUGACAUCUUUAUGUACGAGGAUGAUGACGGGACGUUACAAAAAUUGCGUGAGCUACGCAGCGAAAACCCGGAUCUCAAGCUCGUGUUGUCAGUUGGAGGCUACGCCAAUGGUACCGCGGAAUUCAUCAACACGGCGUCAGUAAAAGAAAACAUACUUGACUUUGCCUUUAAUGCCAUUCUUCACCUUAAUAAACACCAAUUUGAUGGACUAAACUUGGACUGGGAAUUUCCUGGAGAUCAAGGCAUAUCUCAUAAAGAUCACUUCACAGACCUCGUCAAGGGUGUAAUGGAAGUGUUUCAAAUAGAAUCUAGGGUGAUGAAGGUAGCGAGACUCCUUCUAAGUGCUACUGUGUCUGCUUAUCUGCCUGUAGUCGACCGUAGUUACGAUGUGGCAACUAUUUCACGGUAUCUUGAUAUGAUUCAUGUUAUGACGUAUGACAUGCAAGACCCCACCUCUGAUAAGACGAGUUUCCACAGUCCGCUGUACGGACGUCAGUCGGAUACCGGAAAUGACAUAUACCGUAAUCAGGAAUACGCUAUGAAGCACUGGAUAAAACAAGGUGCCAUACCUAGCAAGCUUGUAAUGGGUCUGGCUACCUAUGGACGGACUUUCACCCUGGUAGAUCCGAGUAAUUACGCAGUUGGGGCUUCUGCUUCUAGCCCAGGCAUGCCAGGGCAAUACACAGAGAAAAUAGGACUUCUCGGCUUUUACGAGAUCUGUGACAACCUUUUUAGAGGCUGGAGCCAUGCCACGGAUAGCAAUCAGAUUGCUGCAUUAUCAUGGUACGGCGACCAAUGGGUUGGCUAUGACGAUAUGGCCACUUUCACAAUAAAGGCGAACUAUAUCAUGGAUAAAGGACUUGCAGGUGCUAUGUUUUGGUUAGAUUACGAUGAUUUCCUUGACGAGUGUGGGUAUGGGAUCUACCCACUAAUUAACUCGGUGAAAAGUGUAUUUGAGACACAAACACCUGCUCCUCCUGUUUCAACAACUGCCAGACCGACAACUCGCCAACCAACCACAACCACGCCGAGACCAACAACUACCACACCGAGACCAGCUACCACGCAACGACCCACGACAACUACACAAGCACCCACGACAACCACAAAACCACCCACGACAACAACACCACCCACAACCACAACACAGUCGGGAAGUUCCGGCUGUUCAGCCCCAACAACCUGCAAUGGAAAUUUUAUUGCGGAUCCGUGUAACCCCCAUAAAUAUUAUCAGUGUGGUGCCGGUGGGAUGAAAUGGCACAAGACCUGUAACGCUGGUCUAUAUUGGAACCCAACGGGUAAAUACUGUGGUUGGACCCAGUAUCGACGGAGCUUUGUGGACAUUGAUCAUCAAGAGACACGCCUCGAGGAAAAGAAGGACCAGGUGGCACCCUAUCCGAUACAGGAAGAGAUGCAGUCCAAAGACAACAUCAGAAAAAACACGGUAUUGGCAGUGAAAGAGGACCGCAAUGAGGAAGAGGAAGAGGAAGACACGCUGAUGAACGAAUUGCGCUAUCUUCUAAAAAGGGUGAAAUCGGAGGCUGAGAAGACAGAAUCCUAAUGUUAAAUAUCGACAAUGACAACACAAUUUUUAUUGUUUUUGUCAUCUCAAACGGCAAUGAAACGAACGGAAAAUAACAAUGAAAACAUUAGCUUUUUAUGAGCUUUCUUAUUUUUAACAAUAUAACAGAACUGUUCAUAAUAAUCUAUUCCUAAUCUGUAUACACUAAUGCAAUAAAAUGCUUUUCAAAAAC
Molecule: messenger RNA, 1937 nt
Organism: Pecten maximus
Lineage: Eukaryota; Metazoa; Mollusca; Bivalvia; Pectinida; Pectinidae
Product: chitinase-3-like protein 1
Exons: 10
Coding region: 2-1744 (580 amino acids)
Biological process (GO): carbohydrate metabolic process; chitin catabolic process
Cellular component (GO): extracellular region
Molecular function (GO): chitin binding; chitinase activity
Source: RefSeq, a predicted model, not a curated record